Salpingoeca rosetta is the source of this 1323-nucleotide messenger RNA. RefSeq lists its product as uncharacterized. The coding region runs from base 1 to 1323 and encodes 440 amino acids. The record is from RefSeq and is a predicted model, not a curated record. Lineage: Eukaryota; Choanoflagellata; Craspedida; Salpingoecidae. The transcript has a single exon. Gene Ontology annotation, molecular function: protein binding.
AUGGCCGCCCAUAGUGUUGUGUGUUGUACAUCGCGUGUGUGCCGCUUCGCCCUUGUCGUCUUGCUGCUGCAUUGUUGGUCAGCUGUGUUGUUGCGUGGCGCAGUGAUUGAGGAGGAUGGGUUUGGCAACUUGCACAUCACCACCACCACCACGACAACCACAGCAACAGGCAUCGCCGAGGAGGAUCAGGAAGAGUGGUCACCCUCCUCUUCACAUUCCCGGGUGCUUGUGAAUGGGGUUGAUGUGAUGGCACAGCUGGUGGCGGCUCAGCGGCAAUUGAGGAGCCGAGGGCGGUUUGUGAAGCAGCUGUGCCGCGACCACACUGUGGACGUGACCACCGUCACUGGGCUUGGCCAAGAAGGCCUGGGAAAGUGGCGGAACUCCGUGCUGGCGCCAAACGGCAAGGUGUAUGCCAUGCCCAUCCGCUCGCCCCACGUGCUCAUCGUUGACCCAGACACCAACGCCGUUGACACCACGACCAUCACGGGGUUCAGCACGGGCCAGGCCAAGUGGACCGGUGCGGUGCUGGCGCCCAACAACAAGAUCUACGCCGUUCCGGCAGACGCCACAAGUGUCUUGAUCAUCGACCCGGCGACCAACGCAUACAAUGCCAGCGCCAUCACUGGGCUGCCACCCGGCGACAGCAAAUGGGCGGACGCCGUGCUUGCAAGCAACGGCCUCAUCUUUGGCAUGCCGAACCAGGCGGCGUCGGUGCUCAUCAUUGAUCCAGCCACCAACGCCUCGGACACCACGACCAUCCCCGUUGCUGUGCUGGAAGGAGGCAACCAGUGGUAUGGCGCCGUGCAGGCACCCAACAACGGCAAGAUCUACGCUGCGCCGGGCAUGCAGACCGCUGUUCUCAUCAUUGACCCCGCGACGAACACGACCGACAACACCACCAUCGCUGGGUUCCCACUCUCUGCACGGGGGCACCUAAAAUGGCGGGGUGCUGUGCUGGCGCCCAACGGCAAGAUCUAUUGUGUGCCACAGGACGCAACGUCUGUUCUCAUCAUUGACCCGUUUACCGAUACGGCAGACACCACCACACUUGGAGGGCUCUUCCCCACAACCAGCAAAUGGUACAGCGGUGUUCUCACGCCCGACGGUCGCAUCCUUGGCAUCCCCGACCACGCCAACGCUGUGCUCAUCAUCGACCCCAUCGCCAACACGACUGAUGUCACGUCACUGCGCGUUCCACCAAACCAGUUUGGGUGGGCGACUGGACUUGUUGCUGGACGCAACAGGGACAAAGUUGUUUGUGUCCCUUAUGGCCACCAAGCUGUCCUCAUCAUCGACCUUGUCUGUCUCGAAUACGCUGUGUAA